UGAUACAUCAUCGUCCUUCAUUGUUGUUGUUGUUGUUGUUGUUGAAUUAAUCAUAUUCGUGUUCGUUAUUUUCUUAAAUAUAUUCAUGGGUUCGCAAGAUCUGGUUUAUAAAAUACUAAAACAUAAAACCAUGCAAGAAAAGCGCCCAUCAACGUUCAGUUCUGAAGCGACUAGAACUACACUGCCAGCCCGUUUGCAAAAAGAGUUAUGCCUCGAUCGGAACAUAUUUCUCAGUUGGGAAAGUGCAAACGGACUGCCUGUCCUUUUCGAGAUUCUGUGACAGGUUUUACUCAACAUUUUCAGUCAAAAAGGUCAUGCUUUCUGCAAAUUUUUCAGCCAAAAUAAUUUUCAUCGACUAUAUAGUCAACAUUUUCGAAAAUUCUCGAUCUACGUCAAAUUCUAAAAUUGUAUAUUUUUUGAUAAACAGAACGGUGCCAAUUUUUUCAGAGCUGAGUGAGUUCGAGUCAUAACUCAGACUCAAGUCUACUCGAGUCGUAUUUUGUUUUUAAUUCGACUUAACUCGGACUCGAGGUGAAAGACUCGUGCAAUCUGGGAAAAAGACUCGCGAGUCAUUUUUUUAGAAUUCAAAUUUUCGUUUUCUUAUUCAUUUAUAAACCUUUUUAUUGCAAAGGAUUUAAAAAUAAAAAGAGGAGAAUACAUCACAAGAGAUAAGCCAUCCUGGUCAGUAUGACAAUAGACCAUUAUGAAACAUGAAAAGUCUACUUUAGCGGUUGAAUUUUGCUUCGUUUUGCACAAUAUAUGAAAUUUCACUUUUCUACACGUAGAAUUAACCGUCGGCUAUGACAAACAUUUCAUUGCAAAUAGAACAGAUCGUAGAUCUGAAGAAACAAAGCAAUAUUCUUUUUAGGCGAGCCAUUUUAGGCCUACCUUUCCAGAAAAAAAGUAGGCUGACUUUCAGUUAAAAAAUAUGACUCGAAUCAGAUUCUGGAGGGUCGUAUCACGAAAAAACUUAAGACACCGAUUUAACUAAGUCUAGACUUAAGUCACGCUUAAAUGUAUAAAAUUAGCACGUGAGUGCACACAACGAAGACUUAAGCCUAAAUUUUGACUUAAGUUUUUUUGUGAUACGGCCCUCUGGACUUGAGUCCAAAUGACUCGGGCUCGAAAAACGAAAGAAUCUUCCACCUCUGUUUUUUUUUCAUCGGUACUACAAGUUCUUUUGCAUGCAAUGCUGAAUGUGAUCGCUCAUCUCUCACUGUUUUGAAUGAUUUUUAUCGAGCGAACUGGAAGAAUAACUAGAAUUCAAAACAAUGUAAUUUAGACCUAUAGAGAGUUCUAGCGUAUUCCGUGUACGGUAUCAGUCACAACAAGCAGGAAGAUCCUUUAUUUUCUCUCCUUCUUUUUUGCACGUGUUUAGCGUUCAGAGAUGACUCACUAUUAAUAUGAAUGACUUAUUUUAGAGCAAAUCAUACCUUAUUGAGUCAUUUUAACUCUUACGCUAAGACGACGCAGAAAUUUCUGAAAAAUUGUAUCAGAAAACAUCCUCGAUGUGUUGUAUUGUUUCAGUUUUUCUUGCUUUUGAUUUGUACGUACAAUGUUACUUAGCAACGAAAUCAGUCUGAAUAUCGCAAUGGUUUACGACAGAAAUUUUUACCACUUGUGCAGGGUGUCGACUACAAAUCCCAGAAGAGAGUAAGAUUAAUAUUCAACUAGGUACUCAGAAAAUAGGUAAGAGAUUAAUGAAGUUGUAUGAGUUGCUUAUUGUUCGCAAAUAACAGCACUUUUCGAUAUAUUGCACAUUCUGAUAAAUCACACUCACGGCUGGAGAAAAACACUGUUUCGAUCGAUCGUAGUUCUAACACAUUCUGUUUAACUGAUGAUAAAUAAUAGCUAUAUGACAGCAUUCGGUGAUAUAUAAUAUUCCAGUAAUUAGUCUCGCUUCUGAAAUGUUAUUAUAUUUCUCUCUUUUUUUAGAUGGCUGCAGAAACUUCUCGAGUGCCUGUGAUCCACGUUGAUACACCCUACAAUAAAUUUGAUUUACGCGGCUACACAUGCGAAUUAUCGGCAAAUAGUUUUGUUCCACCAACUCGUUAUCAACAGGGGAAAGAACGAAAUUAUUUCAAUUAUCAAAAACAAAUAAAUCCAACAUCAACGUAUGAUCAAAUAUUUCAAAUUAAAUAUGAUUUCAAUCCAAAAGCUCAUCGCGAUGAUCGCCAACAUUCGAAAUUUAUUGGUUUAAAACAGUGGCAAGAAGAAAAUGAAAAAGUAUUUCCUACUCGCUCAUCCUCUGAAUAUGGUCGACGAAUAACACAAACAAUUGAUAAAAAUGAUCGAAAACACGUGCGAAUUGCUCAUGUUAAAAAUGAAUUUUAUCGUCCAAAUGGUGUUGAUCAAAAACCCGUGAAAGCUUAA
This is a messenger RNA of Didymodactylos carnosus, 2373 nucleotides long. The record is from the annotation of a GenBank genome assembly. Lineage: Eukaryota; Metazoa; Rotifera; Eurotatoria; Philodinida; Philodinidae.